Messenger RNA from Exophiala spinifera, 1539 nucleotides. RefSeq lists its product as uncharacterized. Lineage: Eukaryota; Fungi; Ascomycota; Eurotiomycetes; Chaetothyriales; Herpotrichiellaceae. The record is from RefSeq and is a predicted model, not a curated record. The transcript is spliced from 2 exons. Bases 1 to 1539 code for a protein of 512 amino acids.
AUGACUAUCCGCAAACAAUAUCCCCCUCGUACAUACCAGGGUUUCCCCGAAGAAGAGGCAUCCGACGGUGCAUCCCAUACCCCAUCCAGCUCAGACAAAUCUAGAUCAGCCGCAGCGGAAGCCCGGAGACUGGCUUCUGAGGGAUCUUGGGCAGACAAUUUUGCGGGCGAAACACCUGCGACAAACCGGACGCCGACGGCAUCUACAGUUGACGAUGAAGAAUCUCGGGGUGUCCAAUAUCCCCAGCUAUCGCAUGAGAUAGACCCGUCAGAUCCACCACCUAUGUAUACCCCCUCCGAUACUACCCCCUCUCAGCCACCCACCGGACCUGCCUCUCCUGUUGUGCAUAGAGCACUCCCAGCACAACCAGAGAUUGUAAGCACUCCUGAUACAAUUGCUCCAUCUCCAAUCCCCCCCGUGCAACGCGCUUUCCGAGACGACGAAGACGGCGUAAACCUUCCUGAACCCGUUCAAUAUUCGUACGGCACGUGCAGGCAUGAGCGUCCAGAUCAAAACUAUGACGACACCGACUCGGACAAUCUACCGGCCUUCUUAGGUUCUUCUAGCAGAUGGGGCCGAGGAAGACGAUGGUGGAGGAGGCGCCACGGCGAAGGUCGCGGUCGAGGUUGUGGCGGUCGACGAUUGGGUCGACGAAGGGAGAAUCACAAGGAACGAGCUCGGCGGUGCAAAAAGAUCUGCUGGUUUACGUUCGCUCUCCUCUUAUGCCUGUGGUUGAUGAUACCCGGCUUGUGCAAGUCGUUCUCGAAAGAUAACAGAAGCCGAUUCCCCGUCUUCAGCCCUGAUCCUUCUUCAUCACCCUGGCCUCCUGUUCCGAAACGCGAACAUCGCGAGCACGAGACCUCUCGUUCCAUCUCGGGAACCUACCAGCUGUAUGAUCUGCUCGACCUCUCAACCACCAGUGGCAGCAUAAAUGUCAACAUCCAGGUUCAGUCCGGAGAUAAACCAGCUGUGCUUCGCCUCGCGACAAAAUCGGGAAGCGUGCAUGUCAGAUUCAGCUCCGGUGGAGGGUUCUUCAGCAAGCCCGUUAUCCCAAAGAUAUCUGAUCAACGACCUUUGAUGAUAGAUAUUUCGACAAACACUGGCAGUGUUUCAGGUGAUUUGGUGUAUGGGAAUGGUGGCUCCACGACCAUCUCCACACGCUCCGGCUCGAUCACUUUGACCAUGUACAGUGUUGGAGUGUCCGAGAGGGACCCUGUGUCCAACAUCUCGACCACAACUACCACGGGAAGCCAGACGCUCAAAAUUAUGAGUCCCCUGGCUUCGACUGAGGCAGUCAGAGCCAUCCAAGCAAGGCACACUGUACAAGGUAGUGGCAGUAUGAAUAUCCAAUAUCCUCAGGAGUGGGAGGGAAUGGUUCAUAUCAAGGUCGCAGGAUCCGGGAGCGUUAUUGCCAGCGGACGAGAGCUUAAUGUGCAGAAGGAGAGCUCUCGGGAAUUAUAUGGAUAUAAAGGUAGCAAGGAGGGAAGGACGGUGGAUAUCUUUACGAGUGGAAGUGGCAGUGCUCUGUUCCAGUGUUAG